CAACUUGUUUGAAAUUAGUGGUAUACUUAUUUCCCGGAAUUAGUGAGAUUUUGUUAAUUUAGAUUUAGAGAGAAAGUUCAGUAUAGAUCUGUCGUUGUUCUUUGAACUACAGUUAUUAAUUAUUAUGCAAAAAGUUUAUAUUAUGAUUCCAUUUUUUUCGAUACUGAUUCAUGUGACAAAAAUGUGUUUAAAAUUUCGUAAGAAUUGGUCAAAUAGUUUUUGUAAAAGAUAUUAUUCGUUAUAAAAAAAAUUAAAUUGAAUGUAAGGAAAGUAGAAUAACUUAAUAGUGAAAUUCCAAAUAUUUGUGUGAACACCAAAUAAUUGUUUUAAAAUUUUAUUGUACGAUUCGCAGUCGUUGUUUGUGCGCUUUGGAAGCAUAAACACGCUAAACGUAUUAGGUGUCACUCUGCGAAUCCAUUGUCUCUCAAAAUAAUUUAAAAACGGUAGCAUAGCAAUUUGUGUCUGUGGCAAUAAAUUUGCCUUAAUUUCUUCAUAUGCGUUCAAAAUUUCGUAGUUGGGUAACAAUGGGAGUGCUAGAAUUAGCUUUAAACAAUGGUGAGCUUCAGCAGAUUCCUGUAUCAGUUGUUCAAGUCCUAAGGAAAGCUUUGUCGUAAUGCUGUUCUUAAAGCUGUUUCAUAGUCACUCAUUGCUUCAACUACAGUCAAAUUUGGAAACAGUCUCUUUAAACCCUCAAAACAGCAACAUAAGAGCUCUCAUCCCGAAGCUUCGAUUAGCGCAACAUUCUCAAGAUGCGAAAAUUCCAUGUAUAAAUGGCGUACAAAGAGUUUACCGCCUGAAAUAAAUUCAUUAGAGUCUUAUGCAAAUAUUGUUAAUAUGAAUAACUGGAAGCACCUUUUAAAUCACCAAAAUGGAUCCUUAAAUGUUUCAUCGGUUGUGGGAACAAAUUUGGAUACGUCAGUUAUUUUCGUCGAUUUGAAUUUUGCAAAUAAAGUUUGCGAAAAUUGUAAUAUAUUUAUUGACGCAACAUUUAAAGUAGUACUGACAGUAAAUGAUGUACAACAACUUUUGGUCAUCAAGGCAGAAAAAUUUAAUCAUGCAAAUUUGAGGAACAUAUUUACCUUAGGACUUGAACAACUGAUACAGGAAUCUGCUGAAGCUCACCAUUGUUUAAAGCUAAUUCUAGCACUCCCAUUGUUACCCAACUACGAAAUUUUGAACGCACAUGAAGAAAUUAAGGCAAAUUUAUUGCCACAAACACAAAUUGCUAUGCUACCGUUUUUAAAUUAUUUUGAGAGACAAUGGAUUCGCAGAGUGACACCUAAUACGUUUAGCGUGUUUAUGCUUCCAAAGCGCACAAACAACGACUGCGAAUCGUACAAUAAAAUUUUAAAACAAUUAUUUGGUGUUCACACAAAUAUUUGGAAUUUCACUACUAAGUUAUUCUACUUUCCUUACAUUCAAUUUAAUUUUUUUUAUAACGAAUAAUAUCUUUUACAAAAACUAUUUGACCAAUUCUUACGAAAUUUUAAACACAUUUUUGUCACAUGAAUCAGUAUCGAAAAAAAUAGAAUCAUAAUAUAAACUUUUUGCAUAAUAAUUAAUAACUGUAGUUCAAAGAACAACGACAGAUCUAUACUGAACUUUCUCUCUAAAUCUAAAUUAACAAAAUCUCACUAAUUCCGGGAAAUAAGUAUACCACUAAUUUCAAACAAGUUGUUCAUUUUAUGACCAUUUAGCUUCCUCAAUAUAUAAAAAUUGCAGUUUUGCAAACUUUUGAAAAAUUAUGU
Molecule: messenger RNA, 1748 nt
Organism: Leptopilina heterotoma
Lineage: Eukaryota; Metazoa; Arthropoda; Insecta; Hymenoptera; Figitidae
Exons: 4
Coding region: 763-1446 (227 amino acids)
Source: RefSeq, a predicted model, not a curated record